UCUCUGAUUCUUGGAGGCGGCUUCCUAGGGUGGUGGAGCUGCUGCCUCGCCUUCCGCGCGGGCGCGCUCCGGCGGGACGUGGCUUGCGCGCCUGAACGCCUCUCUCCUAAAAACGCGCAGGAGGACGAGGGAAGAUGCUCCCUGGAGCCAGGCAGUUGCUCCGGAGCUGCCAGGGAAGAUGGCAUGCAUCGCCGCCUCUUCCUCAGCCCCUGGUGCUGCUUGAUCCCGCUCCGGCAGGCGGAGGGAGAAGCAAAGGCGAUUGUUCUUUGCCGACGCACCGGACACAGAUACUAUGUCUGAAGCAAACUGGAAACCUAAGACAUCAUAGAACAGCACUUUAUGGCACACUAGUGCCAUCUGAUGAAGUAACAAUUAAUUAUAAAUAUGGACUACCAGUGAUAACCCUCACACUGCCAUCAAGAGGAGAACGAUGUCAGUUUAUCGUCAAGCCCAUGCUGAUGACUGUGGGAGACUUCCUGCAGGACAUACAGAGGGAAGAUAAUGCAAUUGAAAAGGUAGAAGUCUUCACAUCAGAUGGCAGUGUGAUUUCAACUUCAACACUGAUGGAAGUUCUGUUGAUGAACAACUUCAAACUUGUCAUCAAUGGUGCAGAAUAUAGUGUACACCCCUCACAAAAAGGUAACAUGAGCUCAGAGCGUGUUACAGAGAUAGAUGAUAUCAAGUCUAUGAUCCAAAGAUUAUUUGUAGCACUCCAUUUAGAAGAUCAUCAGAAAAGGAGAGAGAGGGAACUAAUGCAAAAAAUGGAACUUCUAAAAGAAGAACUGUUGCCCCUAGAGCAGAUGAAAGCUGGAAUUGCUGCAUCUGUUGACGCUAAGACUUCUCGUCUUUUAUGGAUUGGCUUAGCCUUAAUGUCAACUCAAGGUGGAGCCCUGGCUUGGCUUACUUGGUGGGUCUAUUCAUGGGAUAUCAUGGAGCCUGUCACAUACUUUAUCACCUAUGGAAGUGCUAUGGCAUUCUAUGCGUACUUUGUACUUACUAAGCAGGACUAUAUUUACCCAGAGGCUCAAGACAGGCAAUUCCUCCAUUACUUUUACAGGAAAUCCAAAAGCCAGAGCUUCAAUGUGGAUCAGUACAACAAGUUGAAAGAGGAACUUGCAGAGGUGGAAGAUGCCUUGAAACGGCUGAAGAACCCCUUGCAAUUGCACCUACCAAUCCAAGAAAUAAAUGGCAAACGUUGAUUUUUUUACAUACUGUAAAUGCAUUAGCCUUGUUGACUUGCCUCCAAAGAUUAGAAACUGGACAUUUUGGACUAUUUUUAAGAGUUUGGAGUAAGGAACUCUAUUAUAAUAAAUAUUGAGCUUAAAACAGUCUGGAAACUAGGACUUGUAUCUCUUAACACAACUGAAAAAUUAAAUGAACCAAUAGCAGUUAUUCUUGAAUUUCUAACCCAUUCUUGAAGCAAAGGACAAAACCAGUUUUUAACUGUUUAUUUUUUUUUAUUCUAUGGCUCCUCUAUUUGAAUGUAAUUUUCAUAAUAAGGUAAAUAAAAAUACAUAAUUGUUUGGUUUGA
Varanus komodoensis (Komodo dragon) is the source of this 1531-nucleotide messenger RNA. RefSeq names its product mitochondrial calcium uniporter dominant negative subunit beta (gene MCUB). Gene Ontology annotation, molecular function: calcium channel inhibitor activity. NCBI's taxonomy places the organism in Eukaryota, Metazoa, Chordata, Lepidosauria, Squamata, Varanidae. Gene Ontology annotation, cellular component: uniplex complex; mitochondrial inner membrane. Bases 135 to 1199 code for a protein of 354 amino acids. The transcript has 8 exons. Gene Ontology annotation, biological process: mitochondrial calcium ion homeostasis; calcium import into the mitochondrion. The record is from RefSeq and is a predicted model, not a curated record.